Pieris brassicae (large cabbage white) is the source of this 3138-nucleotide messenger RNA. RefSeq names its product probable G-protein coupled receptor CG31760. The coding region runs from base 111 to 2195 and encodes 694 amino acids. Gene Ontology annotation, cellular component: membrane. The transcript has 17 exons. Gene Ontology annotation, molecular function: G protein-coupled receptor activity. Gene Ontology annotation, biological process: G protein-coupled receptor signaling pathway. The record is from RefSeq and is a predicted model, not a curated record. Lineage: Eukaryota; Metazoa; Arthropoda; Insecta; Lepidoptera; Pieridae.
AUGUGUAGUGAUAAUUUAUGUUUUAAAAUAGUGAUGUGUUAAUCUGGAUUUUUUACAAACGCAAACACGAAAGUGGUAAUUUGUUAGAGCGUUUCGAAUGUUACGAGGAGAUGAGAGGGUCAGGGCGCGUGAGCAGUGCCCUUCUGCUGCCCAUCGCUCUAUUGUCGCUGCCAGCGCACGCGUACAACGCCACAGCAUACAAGGAGGAAUUAGAAUCAUCGCUACGCCUCGUCCACGCUGUAGCGACGGGUGCUACGGGCGCUCUAUGUGUGACACACCACUACGGACGGUUACGAGCGCCGUUACACGCUACGAGGUGGGACGCUACGAGAGCCCGGGCCGAUCUCGCUGCGAAUAUCUUGCAACAACUUGGCAUGGAUACCGCUGAUGUUCUUAUAGCGGUCUCAAGAGGGCUAGUGGUGGGUUCAAGCGCAUCAGAGAGAGUGGUUGGUGCUCGGGCGAUAGCAUUACGACCUGAUGGAGUAGUUAAUAAUUCUAUCGCCUGGGAAAAGUAUGGAGCAGAACCUGUCGCUGGUGUAACACCAUCACUGGAGAAGCCACCUGAUUCAGAAUUUCCUUGGUAUGUGUCAGCUCAUGAAAGUGACUCUCUUCGAUCACCGAAAUUCAUGCCGUCCUCCCCUGGAGCUGCAAUGGAGGGAUGGUGGACUUACCCAUACUACAGCUGUUCUGCAAAACGUUGGUUGCUGUCAUAUACAGUGCCUGUUUCUACUGUACGUGGACUUAAAGGAGUAGUAUCGUUAGACAUAGAUAUAUCCAGUUUGGAAGUGAAUCAGUGCGAGGCGUACGAAUAUGACGACAACCAAAUAUAUUCAUUCCACGGCACGCAUAAGUGCCCUAAUGAAACUACUUAUUGUGAAUAUAAAGCGAACCGCGAAAUGACCGCUCGUUAUUCGGGAUGGGCGCGUGGCUCAUACAUCUGUAAGUGCAGACCCGGAUAUUACUCAAUUCACCAUCCGGAAGGCUUCAACGGCUCACUCGUUGAAGUUGCAUAUCAAGAAUUUGAAGAGAACGGCGUAGACAUUUGGAAUGAGCCGUACGAAUGUUUGAAAUGUCAACCCGGAUGUGACUCUUGUCGGGGACCGGAGCCAUGUCUCGCUACGUAUAAUUGGCCGUUUCGGAUAUCUCUCCUAGUGAUAUCAGUGAGUUGUGCGGUAAUGACGGUAGUACUAACAAUCUACACGCGCCAUCAUAGACGAGUCAAAGUGUUUCGCGUCGCCAGCCCCGUCUUCCUCUCUAUCACUCUUCUUGGAUGCGCUAUCAUGUAUAUGGAAAUGGCCGCAAUCUUUCCAGUUCUUGAUAUGUAUUCGUGUAUAGCGACAAAGUGGACACGUCAUAUGGGAUUUUGUAUCACAUACACCGCGCUACUAAUGAAAACUUGGAGGGUCUCUCUAACGUAUCGCGUAAAGUCAGCGCACAAGCUAAAAUUAACAGACAAGCAGCUUCUCCAAUGGAUGGCUCCAAUACUCCUGAUCAUGCUGGUCUACCUCGGGACAUGGACUCUAUCUGCACCGCCCGAUGCCGAAGUGAUAACUGACAACCGAGGACUUAAAUUCAAACAAUGUACAUAUAACUGGUGGGAUCACAGUUUAGCAAUUGGUGAGAUUCUGUUCUUGUUAUGGGGUGUACGCGUGUGCUAUCGCGUACGUCACGCCGAAAGUCUAUACAACGAGGCUAGAUUAAUAUCUAUAGCCAUUUACAACAUCUUCACAGUCAAUUCUUUAAUGAUUGCUUUUCACCUUUUAAUUUUACCCCGAGCCGGUCCAGACAUAAAGUACUUACUGGGUUUCAUAAGAACCCAACUCUCCACAUCAACUACCGUCCUAUUGGUAUUUUUACCUAAGGUUUUACGCGUUGUACGCGGCACAGGAGAUACAUGGGAUAGCCGAGCUCGAGCACGUGGCGUGCCUGCCUCUUCUUCACUCAACGGGAUUGGACUAGUACCAGAUGAUCCACCCGAUCUUUACCAGGAAAAUGAACAGUUAAAGGAGGAGGUUCAGAAGUUAGCCGCCCAAAUCGAAUUCAUGAAGAUAGUUCAAAUGGAGAUGCACAAUCGCCACUUGCGACCAAAGCCCGGAGGAUACUUCAGCGCCAACGCGACUACCAUGCCUCAGAGUCCUAUGCACUCGAAGACACUCAAUAUUUCACAAGAGAAUACGGAGUGGGGACCCGUUUGACUGGUGGCGCUGAGUGAUGGCUGGUGUUGGCCUGGUCCGGCUGCGAAACGCGUACUUACAGCUGUAGACACUAGACCGCCUGCUUUUGUAUAAUUAUAUUAAAUUCAUAAAUGAGACCUAGAACAGAACUAUUUCUAUACAGGUCUUCCUUGUCUUGCAGAUUGCUUGAACAAUAACUGACUUCAACAUUUAAAUAACUAUGAAAUCUGAUUUAACUGAUUGUUAUUUAAUAGUCCAUAUCUAUAGAAUUCCUGGAUUGCAACAGCAGCUAGCUGUAUGAAGUUGACUUAAUAACAAAAUUACAGUAUGUUUUUAGGUCCCAAACAUGUAUUAUUGUUCUUGAAGACCAUAUGUCAUAAAUACCCAACACUGUCUUUAAGUCCAGCUACAUAUAGGCUUUUAGAAACCACUAAUAUAAUUGUAACUAGAACCUAACAAGCGAAAGGAAAAAUAAGUAACUUCAGAAAAAAAAUUUUGCUACACUGAAAAAUACUCAAACCACCUUUUAUUUUUAUCUCACCAAUAAAAAUUCUAGUCAUUAAAGUUGCCAGUAGUUAUAUAAGUUAGAUGUAAAAAAAAUAUAUAGAUAAAGUCAAAAGGCUGCAUAUUUUUCUUAUUGCUUUUGUUUCACUGUGAAGGUACCUUAGUUUUAGCCAAAUAGCAUAUCAAAAACAUUGGUUAAUAUUUUUCAACUAAAACUACUUUGCAAACAUAAUGUUUCAUGUAUGUUUACUUCCACAAUAUAUAUAAUCAAUUAUCAAUAUAUACAGCACUUUAAUUGGUUUAAGUACAGCAAUUGCUGUUUUUCUUAUGUUUUAUUUGUUAGUAAAAGCACUUAUAAGUUAGAAUAUCACCAUCAGAUCCUGUCAGAUCUGAGAUAAUAUAGAAAUAUUCAGACCAUGAGUGUUGUCAUCUAGACAAUAAAUUCAAAUAACUGUAUUAA